AUGUAUGCAAGUCCUCUGGAGAAUAAUAAGAAAAUUAUGUGGGAGGAGCUUCACAAAUUAGCCGAAGAUACUCAUGGACCGUGGCUUGUUGCAGGAGAUUUUAAUGAUAUUGCCCAUAUCGAGGAGAAAAGAGGAGGGGUGAAAGCUUCUAUGAGCAGAUGUACCAGGUUUCGUAACAGUUUGCAGAUGUGUAAGUUGACUGACCUUGAAGCUAGAGGCCCAAAAUUUACAUGGAGGGGGCCUGUUUUUCAUGGAGGCCAACGGAUUUAUGAGAAGCUUGAUAGAGCAGUCAGUAAUGAUGAGUGGAGAUUACUGUUCCCCGAAGCCUUCGUGAAAGUUCUGAUGAGAGUAGAAUUUUCAGACCAUCAUCCUAUUAUUAUUAAUCUUAAAGAGGAUAAGCAUGUGAAGUACCAUCGGCCUUUCCGUUUUGAGAAUGCUUGGCUAUUAAAUGAAACCUAUGAUAGCAUGUUGCAUGAAUCCUAG
Molecule: messenger RNA, 483 nt
Organism: Vicia villosa (hairy vetch)
Lineage: Eukaryota; Viridiplantae; Streptophyta; Magnoliopsida; Fabales; Fabaceae
Exons: 1
Coding region: 1-483 (160 amino acids)
Source: RefSeq, a predicted model, not a curated record